AGAAACGUGAAAAGAAGAAACCGACGACGAACUACAAAAUUCAAACGCAUUUAUUAAUUUGCGCUGUACUGGAAACGUGUGUUUUUGCGACAGCCGCAAAAUAAGCAGUACUCUUUUUGCUCAGGGAACCCAUACACUGUGCUCACAACUUCAACUUUAAUUCAAAUUUAUUGUACCCUCGGCAAGGGUUCUACAAAAAACAAAAAAAAAAAAAAGAAGAAAAACACUGUAAUUGAUAAUUGUUGAGAGAAUAACGCCGCCGCCGACGCUGCUAACGCUGCCGCAACUGCCACCGCGAUGAAAAUCACCGUGACGACCACCGAUGAUAAGAUUUUCUGUAUAGAUGUCGCCGAAGAUUUGGAGCUAGAAGUGCUAAAGACAAUAUGUGCCAACGAAAUUGGCGCCGAGGUCAGCCUAAUAAUGGUGCUCUUCAAUGGCCGCGAGCUGACCAACGACAAGCAGACGCUGAAGGAUUUCGGUAUGCGCGAUAGCGACUGCAUUGUGCUGGAGCGUCGACGUUUAACCUCCAAUCGCACAGGUUUAGGUGGCAACAAUCCAUCGAUUAGUCAUCUGGACUUUAGCAGCAUCGCUGUGCCCGGUGCGAGCACAUCGAGCGGCAGUCCGUCAACACAACAAAACGCUGGCAGUGGCAGUGGUACGCCUGGUUCGGUUAAUAUGCAGCAGCAGUUGCAGCAGUAUCUGGAACAGCUGCAGCAACCGUUCGCCGACAUACCACUGACAGAUGAGUUCAAUGUGAACUGGGACGAUGAUCCGGCGCUGGUGCGUCAAAUGUUCUUGGCUAGCCCAGAGACGCUGGCGCGGCUCCGACAAUACAAUACCAAACUAGCCGAAGCCCUCGACUCGGGCAAUACGGAGGCAUUUGCAAAGGUGCUCCGCGAGCAAAUUAGUGAUCGGAAGCGUCGCAAGGAGCAGCAUCAGCGUAUGCUCAAUGCGGAUCCGUUCAAUGAGGCCACUCAGCGACUAAUUGCCGAGCAGAUCAGGGAGAAGAACAUUCAGGACAAUAUGGCAGCAGCCAUUGAAUACAAUCCAGAAAUCUUUGGCACUGUCACAAUGCUCUACAUCAACUGCAAGGUGAAUGGGACACCUGUGAAGGCGUUCGUCGACUCUGGUGCACAGACGACCAUCAUGAGCAAGGAGUGCGCGGAACGAUGCAAUGUGAAUCGGCUUCUCGAUACCCGCUGGAACGGCAUUGCCAAGGGUGUUGGCACACAGCCCAUUCUUGGACGCGUUCACAUGGUCCAGCUGCAGAUUGAUAAUGAUUAUUUAACGUCCAGUUUUACGGUGUUGGGCCAGCAGCCCAUGGACAUGCUAUUGGGCCUGGACAUGCUCAAGCGGCAUCAGUGCCUUAUUGACUUGCAACGAAAUCUGUUGAUCAUUGGCACCACAGGCACCUCAACGCCAUUUUUACCGGAGAGCGAGCUGCCGCCAUGCGCCCGCCUCACCCGGAAUCCGGAGGAAAACGAACGUCAGGCAAUUGCCCAGGCAAUUGAGCAGAGCAAACGUGAAAGCGGUGAAGCCAGCACCAGCGGCAGCAGCAGCAGCACCACCACCACCACUGGCACUGGCACCGGCAGUACCGGCAAUGUUGGCUUUAAUGUAAAUAAUAUGAACGCUAUACAGCCGCUGGAUCGUUUUACGGAACAGGAUGUGAGUGACCUGAUGGAAUUGGGCUAUCCGCGCAGCGAUGUGCUCACUGUACUAAGACUGUGCAAUGGCAACAAGGCGAUCGCCAGCUCAAUGCUAUUUAGCAGCCGCAAUGCAGCCGCUGGCAGUGGCGGGCUCAGCUGAACGCUGGAACGCUCCGUGUUGCUGCUACUGCUGCUGCUCCGUCACUGCUCUGGGAUCAAUCAAAUCAACCAUCAUUUUGCAAUAAUAAGAGAAGUCAACACCACCACCACAACCACGAUCACGACCACCACCACAACGAUGUCAGUAUCAAUAUCAAGGCAAUUUUCGAAAUAUGCUCGACUUUAACAAAAUUUACAGUAUUUGUUUAGACCAAUUUUAAAUACAAUAUUUUGUUUACCUAUUGCCUUGUGCAAUAAUUAAUUGAUCGAUUGAUCGUCGAGAAUUUUCAGCUUUAAACUCACCUCAAUCCGUUAAUAUCUUUGUGUUCUUGUUUUUGGUUUAACACAAAAUUAAUUAAUUCGAAACUUGAUAUCAAUCUGUAUAAAACAAUGCCACUGGAUUGAAAAAUAGCCGCAGCAACGAAAAACCGAAUUGGGUAAACUUUAUACACACGCAUCUAAUAUUAAUUAUACACAUUAUAUACACACAUCUAAGUGUAUAUAUAUAUAUAUACAAAUGUAUAUUCAUUUAUACAAUUUGAGAUAGUAUUGAGACUUAACACUAUGUAAUUAAGUACGAAAGUGAAAUGGUUAAAUAAAAUGAGUAUUGUUUUUGGAUUGGAA
Drosophila grimshawi is the source of this 2432-nucleotide messenger RNA. RefSeq names its product protein DDI1 homolog 2 (gene rngo). The record is from RefSeq and is a predicted model, not a curated record. Gene Ontology annotation, molecular function: protein binding; aspartic-type endopeptidase activity. Gene Ontology annotation, biological process: proteolysis. Bases 298 to 1809 code for a protein of 503 amino acids. The transcript is spliced from 4 exons. NCBI's taxonomy places the organism in Eukaryota, Metazoa, Arthropoda, Insecta, Diptera, Drosophilidae.